CUGAAGACGCAGCCAUGGAGGCCAAGGUAUUACUGCUCUGUGUGGCAGUCUCUCUGCUGAACUGUCCCAUCUGGUCAUGCCCUGUUGGCACAGAAUUUGUUACAGUCUUCAUGAGCAAUUACUUGGCCAAUAUGGAUAAAACCAACUUUGAACUUGCCAUUACUGCCUAUACUUCUGUGGCCAAUGUCCGGGUUGAAAUGAAGAGCGACAAAUUCAUCAAAGAGGUUCAGGUGAAUAAAGGCCAAACCAUCCGGGUUUCUCUGCCCACAACUGCAGAAAAUGUGAAUGCUGGGAGAUCCACCAAAACUGUGAUAAUUACUUCAGAUAAUCCAGUAUCGGUGGUCUCAUUUAACAGCAAAUUAAAAACUGGAGAUGGCAGUGUGAUCUUCCCUACUGAAGAUCUGGGAUCUGAAUAUGUAGUGUUCACGCCAAAUACAGGCCAAUUGGGCAUGAACAAACUAGCGGCUAUCAUAAAUGGCAAACAGAGCAAUACAGUAGACAUCUACCCUAAGCGAGCAAUCAAAAUUGAAGGAGUAGAAUACAAUAGUGGAAGUAAAGUAACCAUCACUUUGUCUCCGUAUGAAACAUUCCAGCUUGCAGCUGGGUGUACCUUGACUGGAACUCGUAUUGUGGCCAAUAGUCCCGUAGCAGUAUUAGCAGGUCAUCAGUGCUCACUUCGAAACACAUUCUGCAACCACGUCUAUGAACAGUUGAUACCAGUUUCAAGAUUUUCAACACAGUUCAUGGUUGCUCCCCUUAACGAAGAUCCUUCAGGAGACUUGGUUCACGUGGUGGCUGCUGAAGACAACACUUUGGUCACAUUCUCCUCUGGAGCCACCAUCCAGGCAAAGACACUUAACGCUGGAGAAGUCAUGGACACGUGCAUUAGCAAAGCUACGUCCAUGGGUAUCUCAACAUCUAAAAAAGUGAUGGUUAUGUAUUAUGGUGGAGGAGGAAAGUUUGACCCCUAUUUAGUCAACAUCAUACCAAAUACUGCAUUCUCACAAAACUGGGCAGUAGAUACUCAAGAGACCUUUGAUAAUAGAGUAGUUAUCAUUGUCAAGAAAGAUGGUAGUGGUUAUGUUUCCCUGAAUAACCAAAAAAUCCCUGAUAAUACCCUCUGGCAAAGGUUUGACAAAAAUCCAGAUUUUAUGUGGAGUGAAGUGUCACUUGGCACUCAAGGGGGUCAUUUUAGCAUUAGCAGCAACUUUUUGAUGGCCGUUUAUGUCUAUGGCGUCAAAGAUCAUGAUGGCUAUGGAACAAGUGGAGCCUGCUCUUCUGCCAUAGAUCCUUGUAGUUCAAUUAAAUGUCGAGAAAAGGAAAAGUGUGAUAAAGGAGUCUGCAUACCUCUAUCCAAGGCUACCUGCUGGGCUGUCGGUGAUCCUCAUUACAAAACCUUUGAUGGCAAAACAUUUGAUUUCCAAGGCACCUGCACUUACACUCUGGCUAAAAGCAACGAAAAAGAUACUUCUAUAGUGGCAUUCUCUGUGACUGUGAAGAAUGAAAAUCGCGGCAGCACUAAAGUGUCUUUUGUCAAAACAGUGAAUGUGAAUAUUUACGGCCAAACCAUCACAAUUACAAAAAUGGAAAAAGGCACAAUCCGGGUAAACGGUGUGACUUCAAAUCUGCCAGUCACAUUGCAGAAUGGCCAGCUCCGUGUUUAUCGCAGUGGGAUCUCAGCUUUUGUAGAUACAGCUGUUGGAAUUCAGGUGUCGUUUGACUGGGAAAUGUCUUUUGCCCUCACUAUCCCCAGCACUUAUUUCAAUAGUGUCAGUGGGCUUUGUGGAAACUACAAUGACAACAAGGAUGAUGACCUAAUGAACCCAGAUGGAAGCACAGCUUCAAGUGUCUUGGUGUUUGGAAGUAGCUGGAAAGUAGAAGAUGAUGACCUGUUUUGCCACCAUGACUGCACAGGUGGCUGUCCUAGUUGUGAGGAGAGCCUGCAGCAGAAAUAUCGUAGUGAAGGCUUCUGCGGUCUCAUGGCCAAACCAGAUGGACCCUUUGCCAACUGCCAUGCCUCAAUCGACCCCAAGAUGUAUGUCAACAACUGCAUUUAUGAUGUGUGCAUUAACAAUGGCUAUCUCCUCUUCCUUUGCCAAGCUAUGAAGAGCUAUGCUGAGGCUUGUCAGAGAGCUGGGGCCAAGGUGUUAGACUGGAGAACACCAGCAAAUUGUCCCCUACCAUGCCCUGAAUACAGUCACUAUGAACUUUGUGGAAAUGCCUGCCCAGCAUCAUGUAGUGAACUUGACGCCCCUGCCAACUGCAAACUUCCCUGUGUGGAAACGUGCCAGUGUAACCAAGGGUACGUGCUGAGUGGUGGCAAAUGUGAGCCCAAAGAUAACUGCGGCUGUACCUACAAUGGACGUUAUCUUUCAUCAGGAGAAUCCUUCUUGACCGAUAAGUGUGACCAACAGUGCACCUGUGAUCCAAGCACUGCCAAGGUUAAGUGUGUCCCUUUUAAGUGCAAGAGCUCAGAACAGUGUGAUCUCCGGAAUGGAGUGAGAGGCUGCUUCCCUACUACUUACUCCAAAUGUGUGGCAUCUGGCGAUCCUCACUACAUCACCUUUGAUGGCAAGACCUAUGAUUUCCAGGGUACUUGUGUCUACCAAUUUUCCAAACUGAUUUCCACAGAUCCCACGCUCAUCCCCUUUGAAGUACAAAUCCAAAAUGAACACCGAGGCAAGAACAAGGCAGUGGCCUACACUAAACUCACUCUUAUCAACAUCCUUGACAAUCAGAUUAUAAUGAGCAAAGACAACCCUGAAAAAGUCAUGGUGAACAAUCUUUAUGUAACUCUUCCAUUCUACAUUGAACGAAACAGGGUCUCCAUUUUUAGGAGUGGUCAGUUUGCUGUGUUGCAGACCAACUUUGGUCUAAGAUUGACCUUUAAUUGGGAAGGUUACAUUGCUCUCACGCUGCCCAGCUCGUACUCCGGUGCUGUUGCUGGGCUUUGUGGAAAUCUUAAUGGUAACAAAGAUGACGAUCUAAUGAAACCAGACAAGACGCAAGCGAAAACCCCUGAUGAAUUUGGGAAGAGCUGGCUGGUGGAGGAGAUUCCUGGAUGCAUUCACACAUGUCAGGGCACAUGUCCCACUUGUGAUGUUAACAUGAAGCGCCAGUAUGAAUCAAAUGAUUAUUGUGGCAUCAUUAUAGACAAAGCCGGGCCUUUCAAGGACUGCCAUGCCAAGGUGGAUCCUAAGCUUUACUUUGACAACUGUGUCUAUGAUGUGUGUUUGUACAAAGGCCAGGCUGCUCCUCUCUGUCAGGCUCUCACUGCCUACACAGCUCUCUGCCAAGAUGCUGGUGCCAAGAUAUCUGCAUGGAGGACUGACAAAUUGUGUCCUCUAAACUGCAAGGCAAACAGCCACUACGAGGUGUGUGCCUCUGGAUGUCCCCUGACAUGUUAUGGCCUAACCUCACCACCAAGCUGCGAAGGCAUUCUCUGUAAAGAAGGAUGUGCCUGCAAUGAUGGGUUUGUACUCAGCGGAGGUGACUGUGUACCACUGACUAAUUGUGGCUGUGUUUACAAUGAGCAGUAUUACAAGGUCAACGAAGUCUUCUUCCCACAAGGUCUGUGCUUCCAAAGGUGUGUUUGCAACGUUGGUGGAAAUGUGAACUGUGAUGAGGGCUUUGACUGUGGGCCCCGAGAAAAGUGUGAAAUCCAAGAUGGUGUACAGGGCUGCCACCCAACAGGUACGGCCACCUGCUGGAUUUCCGGGAAUAGCCGUUUCCGGUCCUAUGACGGUCGUUCCUUCAACUUGCAAGGAGACUGCAGCUAUAGAAUUACAGAAGUCAGUCAAGCAAACAGUAAGCUCACAAAAUUCAGCAUUGUGAUGCACAGAGAAGCCAGUGGCAGCACAACAGCCAUCAAAGCUAUUGAGCUUCAAGUUUAUGACUAUACGCUGACUCUGCUCUCAAAAGUGAGAUGGCAGAUAUUGCUUGGUGGCAUUAAAGUAAAUCUUCCUCUUACCCUUGAAGACGGGAAAGUGAAAGUCUAUCAGAGUGGCUUUAAUAUAAUUGUAGAGACCAAGAUGGGUCUCAAGGUGAGCUUUGACAGUGCAUCCAGUGCUGUUUUCAACAUCCCAUCCACUUACUUCAGUGCACUUGGUGGUCUUUGUGGCAACUACAAUGAGGAUCAAAGCGAUGACUUCAAGCUGCCCAGUGGACAACAGGCACCAGAUGAAAGCAGCUUUACUGCUGGGUGGAAAGCCACUUCUGCUGCAGCCAAUUGCCAGACCAGCUGUGGCUCCAAAUGUCCUGGUAGUAAUGACUCAAAGAAGCCAGAUGCCAGCAAGGACACAGCCUGCGGUAUCCUGACACUAAAGACUGGCCCCUUCGCUUCUUGUCACUCCACAGUAUCUCCACAAGAAUACUUCAACAACUGCGUUAAAGAUAUGAUUACAGAUGGUGCAAGCAAUUCUGUUCUGUGUGACAACAUCCAGACAUAUGUACAAGCCUGCCAGAAUGCAGCAGUGACAAUAAGUGCAUGGAGAACAGACACAUUUUGCCCUGCUACAUGUCCAGCAAACAGUCACUAUGAGCUCUGUACGGAUACCUGCAGCACCACGUGCGCAUCGCUCUCUGCCUCUGUCCAGUGUUCAGUCUGCCGUGAGGGAUGCCAGUGCAAUGACGGCUUUGUUUUUGACGGGGAGUCCUGUGUCACCCUGGACAGCUGUGGAUGCCUUGUGAAUGGCAGAUACUACAAGUCUGGUGAAGCUGUGACCCAGAACUCCUGCAGUCAGCAGUGCACGUGUACCAAGGGUGUUCUUACCUGCGCGCCAUUGUCCUGCACGGCUAAUCAAGUCUGUGAAGUCAGGGACGGUGUCAUGGCUUGCUACUCCACAGAUCCUUGUUUUGCAGUAAAGUGCCGUGAGAAAGAAAACUGUGUUGCUUCUGGGAAGUCAGCCACUUGUGUACCAACAUCGAAAGCUUCCUGCUGGGCAGCAGGUGACCCCCACUACCAGACUUUCGACCAAGUUAAUUAUGACUUCCAGGGAACAUGCAGCUAUAUUUUAGCUCAGACAACUAAUACUGACCCCACCCUCACACCAUUCAGUGUGGUCAAUAAGAAUGAACUGCGUGGAAACUUCGAUGGUUCGUUUGUCAAGACAGUCACAGUCACUGUGUACGGCCACACAAUUGCAAUUGUCAGAGAUGAAAGAGGAAAAGUCAGGGUUGAUGGAAUAAUAACUAAUGUUCCUGUUAACAUAGACUCUGGAAAAAUUAUCAUCUCUCAGUCAGGAAUUAGAGCAGUCCUGGAGACUGACUUUGGACUUGUGAUCUCUUCUGAUUGGAAAACAAUGGUUUUAAUUACUGUAACCAGCAGUUAUUAUAACAGUGUGGUGGGUCUGUGUGGCAACUACAAUGAGAAAACAAAUGAUGACUACACAAUACAAGGGGGUGGCGUUACAACAAAUAUCAUCGACUGGGCCAAAUCCUGGAGCGUUCCAGAUCGCGAUCCAUUUUGCUGGCACUUCUGCAAGGGCUACUGUCCCACCUGUUCAGAUGAAAAUCAAGCAUUGUAUGGAGGCAAGAAUUUCUGUGGAGUUGUCAGCCAAAAAGAUGGUCCAUUCCAGCAGUGUCAUAGCAAAGUGUCUCCAGAUAUCUUCUUUGAUAACUGCUUGUAUGAUGUAUGCAUUAAUCAAGGGCGACAACCCAUUUUGUGCCAGUCCCUGGGGACAUAUGUUGCAUCUUGUCAGAAAGUUGGAGCUACAGUUUCCAAUGAGUGGAGAAAGAUUACUAACUGCCCUCUUGACUGUCCAGCAAACAGCCACUAUGAGUACUGUGGCAAUGCUUGCCCCGCCACAUGUACAGACCGAAAGGCCCCUGAUAACUGCCAGAAGCCAUGCACUGAGACCUGCCAGUGUAACGAUGGAUUUGUUCUGAGUGCUGGAGAGUGUGUACCAGUAAACAACUGUGGCUGCAACUAUAAUGGACGCUACUAUCAACCUGGGGAGACAUUUUGGGCUGAUGAUAAAUGCCAGCAGAGCUGCUCUUGUGAUGGAAGUACGCGCAAAGUCACAUGCCAACAGAAAGGCUGUAAGGACAAAGAGCAGUGCACUGUAGUCCAGGGAGUUCAAGACUGCUACCCAGUCAGCUACCAGACCUGUACAGCAAUGGGAGAUCCUCACUAUCGCACCUUUGAUGGCAAAACCUUUGACUUCCAGGGCACAUGUGUUUAUCGGUUGGCAGGGGUGUGCUCCAAAGACCCCAGCCUGAAAACCUUUGAUGUAACUGUGCAGAACAACAACAGAGGCAGUCGUCUUGUUGCAUUUACCAAGGUGGUGUCUGUGAAGGUGUAUGACACCACAUUUACUAUCAGUCAAGAAAUCAACGGAAAGAUCACGGUCAAUGGAAUUGUCACAUCCCUGCCCUUCUCUCAGGAAACCAACAAAGUGAUCGUAUACAGAAGUGGUAUUUCAGCCGUAUUAGAAACCAACUUUGGCCUCAAAGUGACUUUUGACUGGAAUCAAGUUGUCGCUGUCACCGUACCGAGCACCUACACCAAUGCAAUGUGUGGACUGUGCGGGAACUACAACGGAAACAAAGAUGAUGACUUGCAGUUAGCAGGUGGCCAGGCAGCACCCAAUCCUACAGCUUUUGGAGACAGUCACAAAGUACAGGAUGUUCCAGGCUGUGUUCCAGAAUGCACGACAUGCCCUAAACCAGUUAUUCCACCAGUCAAUCCUCCUUAUGUGGCCAACUGUGAUAUCAUUAAGGACAGUGCUGGCUCUUUGAAGGAUUGCAUGAACAAAGUUGACUAUGCCCAUUUCCAUGCCAGCUGUGUCUAUGACAUCCUCCUUUACCAAGGAUUGCAGAAGGCAGCCUGUGAUGCUAUCACUGCCUAUGUAGUAGCCUGCCAGGCAGCCGGGGGUAAAAUUGGCAACUGGAGGACAAACACGUUCUGUCCUCUUGCUUGUCCACAGAACAGUGAGUACCAAAAUUGUGCACCAGGCUGCCCAGCAACCUGCUACUCUAUGUCUUCACCUGCUGGUUGCAAUGCUGCUUGCAAAGAAGGGUGCCAGUGUAAAGAUGGAUUCCUUCUGAGCAAUGACCAAUGUGUGCCAAUAGGAGAAUGUGGCUGUAGCUACCAGCAACGGUACUAUGCCAACAAAGAAGAAUUUUAUCCUGGUGAUGCAUGCAGUCAGCGUUGUAAAUGCCAGGGUGGCAUGGUUACCUGCACAGAUGUCAAAUGUGGUCCACAGGAAAAAUGUUCAGUGGUCAAUGGUGUCCAAGGCUGCUUUCCUACAGGCAGUGCUACUUGCAUAUCUGCUGGAGACCCCCAUUACCAGACAUUUGAUAAACGCCGGUAUGACUUCCAGGGAACAUGUGAUUACACGCUGUCAGCUGUUACUGCCACAGGUUCUCAACUUGAGAAAUUCUCUGUGCAGUCGAACAAUGCACGCCUGGGUCUUGGAAAAGUCUCUGAAACCCGCUCGGUAACAGUGGAGGUCUAUGGGUACUCAAUCACCAUUGUGAAGAACCAGUCCUGGAAGGUUCAGAUGAAUGGAAUCCUGACAAACCUUCCUAUUACAGUGCAGGGAGGAAAAAUAACUGCUUCUCAAGUUGGAAGGUCAAUAGUUGUGCAGACUGACUUCGGCCUAAAAGUUAGCUAUGACCUGGUGAAUGCUGCUGCAAUAACCGUGCCAUCCACAUACAGUGGUCAAGUGGGUGGACUAUGUGGCAAUUAUAACGGUAACGCUGAUGAUGACCUCUCUCUACCUAAUGGUCAAGCUGCAAGUAAUGUCAAUGAUUUUGGAGUCGCCUGGAAAAUAGGUGGAAGCAGCGAGACCUGCGGCGAUGCUUGUCUGAAUGGAGGCUGUUCAGUACCUAGUGACAAAACAGUGGAAGAGUUGAAGAAGGAAGACAAAUGUGGCCUCAUUAGCUCCACCACUGGACCCCUGGCUGCCUGCCACUCCGUGCUGCCACCUGAUGGCUUCCUGAAAAACUGCAUCUAUGACAGCAAUGCUGCUGGAGGCAAGAUGGAAAUGGUAUGUGCAGGAAUUCAAGCCUAUGUACAUGCCUGCCAGGACGCUGGAGUAAUACUAAAGUCUUGGAGAAGUAACACCUUCUGCCCCAUGACAUGUCCCGCUAACAGCCACUAUGAUCUUUGUGCUGAUACAUGCCAAGCUAGCUGCAUGGCACUGUCCACCCCUCUGACCUGCAAGAACUGUUUGGAAGGCUGCGAGUGUGACGUCGGCUUUUUAGCUGAUGGAGACAAAUGCGUGUCUAUUGACUCCUGUGGCUGUGUGAUGGAUGGCAGAUAUUUAAAGAAUGGUGAGACGGUGUUUACAGAUCAAUGCACUAAGACAUGCUCAUGCAAAGCAGGCCAAGGAGUUGUGUGUCAGGCAACCAGCUGCUCCGCUGACAGCAUGUGCGAUGUGAGGAACGGUGCCUUGGGCUGCCAUCCAAGAGAGGUCUCCUGUAGCCUGAAAGAUGGCGUCAUCUCAACAUUUGAUGGAAUGAACACCCAAAUCGAAAUAAGUGGUGUCUUCGACUUGGCAUUGCUCGCAGAUGACAAGGCACAGCUUGAAGACUGGUUCAGAGUAGCAGCUGGCAUUAACAACUGCAAGACAAACUCUCUUAAUGUUGUUCAUUCUUUCUUCGGACAAAACUUCAUCACGGUGACCAGUACCAAUGAUGUCUGGGUGAAUGGCAAGCGUGCUGUUCUCCCUUACAAAGUUACUGAUAACAUUUCUGUAUCACUGAACAAUGGUGCUGUAGUGAUUAAGCAGACUGGGAAAGUGAGCCUGAAAAUCGGUGCUGCUGGGGAUCUGUCACUGACCAUACAGAGCAGUCUCUUCAGUCACCUGGCUGGCUUCUGUGGCAGUGCCAACAAUGACCUGAAUGAUGACAUGAGGACAAGGGAAGGAUAUCUAACCAGUGACCAAGUGGAGUUUAUCCAGUCUUGGACUGCACAGGAUUUUAUGCCCCAAUGUAAAGCAUAAAAGGUUACUGAAGAGAAGAAAGCAGUGGAAGAUUUGUGCCAACAUUAAAAAAUUAAAACAAGAUGCACAAUACAGGUUUUAAUUUACAGGAAACAGUUAACUGUGGCAAAAUUGCUAAAAUACUUAUAAAUAUAUUAAAAAAUACCUGGAACCAAGUCAAUGUUCAAAAUUAUAACUGACAAAAUCAAUACAAAGAAAAAGUAAAAAUCCUGUAUUUUUUCAUGACUUCACUUUUAAAUAAACUCUAAAAUUACAUUUUACGUCACAACAAAUUUGCAUGGUAACAUUAUUUAACAAUUACAAUUAAAUAAUACAUCUUUAUAUUUGCUGGAGGGAAAAAAUAGGGAUUUACAUUCUUUUGGUAAUCAUUUUAAUGCAGUUAUUCUACUUUUAAGUCACUUCCUUUAACUGACAUUUACUUGUAUGGAUUCUCUUCCAGUUGAUUAAUGUUACAGCUUCUCUUUCUUUCUAAAAUAAUGUAUUUUCCUUUUAUGUUUUUACCUGGCAUUUUAUCAGCAAAAGAUUUCUGAGGACAAUGUUAAUGAUGUUGCAUUCUCAGAAUAAAUCAUUGAUGUAAUCAAAAAA
Messenger RNA from Polypterus senegalus (gray bichir), 9533 nucleotides. Its product is annotated as IgGFc-binding protein-like. Gene Ontology annotation, molecular function: protein binding. The record is from RefSeq and is a predicted model, not a curated record. Lineage: Eukaryota; Metazoa; Chordata; Cladistia; Polypteriformes; Polypteridae. Bases 15 to 8948 code for a protein of 2977 amino acids. The transcript is spliced from 21 exons.